Molecule: messenger RNA, 7266 nt
Organism: Closterium sp. Yama58-4
Lineage: Eukaryota; Viridiplantae; Streptophyta; Zygnematophyceae; Desmidiales; Closteriaceae
Source: the annotation of a GenBank genome assembly
AUGGGGCGGCAGAAGGGCGGCGAUGCGACGCGAUCCAAGAAUCGACCAGCCAGCAGCAGCCUGGCCGCCUCCCUGCUGGCAGCGGGCGCAGGCAGCGCGGCUGGCGGACCUGGAAGCGCCCCCCGCCCAGUGGGGUUCGGGGGAUACGUGGGCAGUGCGCGGGUGCAGACAGCAGCCGCGGGGGCGGCUGCGGGGGGAAGGGAGAGCGCUGAGGGCGGAGCAGACGGAGGGCGGGAGGGGCAAGGGGGAGCAGCGGAGGCAUGUGCGGGCAGCGGGGCAAAGGAGCUGGUCAUUGGGGCGGUGAGCGCUGGCCGGGGGAGGGGGGAAAAUAGGGAGAAGUUGGGGUUUGCAGCGGUGCAUGCACAGCCUGCAUGCACCACAUGCCACCGUUUCACCACUGACGUGGGCGGCGAGGCAGCGGCGCAUCUGAGGCGGCUGGCGAAGAAAGACGCCACCACCAAGUUGAAGGCGCUAGAGGCGCUUCAGGGGGUACUGGGCGGCAGCAGUGCCGCGCAGAUGCAAGCCAUGCUGCCCGCGUGGGCGUUUGAGUAUCGGCGGCUGGUGGUGGACGGCAGCAGGGCAGUGCGCCUCGCCACACACGCCACCAUGACUGUGCUCGUCAAGGGCGUGGGCAAGGGCCUAGCACCGCACCUGAAGCAGGUGAUGGGGGCGUGGUGGGUGGCGCAGUUUGACUCCUCCCGUGACGUCGCUGCUGCCGCCACCCUCUCCUUCCAGGUGCGUCACAUGCCUUACCAGCCUUCAUCUCAUCCUUCUGCCCACGCUGCUGCUCAUCCCGGGGCAGCUGCUAUGCGCUUCUCAUCCAUCCCAAUUGUCUUCUCCUUCUCACCUCUCCCCCACCGUCCUCCAGACAGCCUUCCCCACCCCCGCCCGCCGCAUGGAGGCCUUAGCAUUCGCGUGGGAGGCGGUGGUGGGCACGCUGGCAGAGCUGCUGCCCGCCACCCCGCAGUCGCUCGCUGCUGCCGACCGCAGCCUGAGCGUGGAGGAGGCCAAGCACCGCCUGGACGAGCCUACCACGCACUGCCAGCUGUCCUGCUCUCAUUGGGCCCGCGGGGGCAGGAGCAGGGGGGAGUUGCGGCGGCAAGCAGCAAGGGGAGAGAGAGCCAAGAUGAAGGGGGGCCGGGAGGGGGAGGCGGAGAGAGGGGAGGAGGGGCUGAAGUGGAGGUGAUGGGGGAGGCAGAGGUGGUAGAGAAGGUGGGACCAGUGGUGGCAGCGGCCAUGGGGGAGAAGGCAUCGCCAUGCCAUGGCGCCAUGUGGGAGUUGGUUCUAGUGGCCUCGCGCACCUGCCCCUCCCUCUGGGCCAACCCUUCCUUUCUUAAAUCCGCUCUGCCGAAGCUCUGGGGUUUUCUCCGAGCCGGGUGUUUAGGCUCGGCAGCGCAGUCGUACCCGUGCCUGCUGCCGCUGCUUUCGGUGUUCUUCCGAGCCAGGCUGCACCAAUCACAGGGCGUGCUGGUGCCGUUCUUCUCAAGCCUGUGGCAGGGACGGCUUGUCCACGUGGCGCGACCCGAUUGGCUGGCGCUGCUGACAUGUGUGAGGGAGUGCUUGGUGCUGAGUGUGGUGCAGCUGAGGCGAGAUGAGGAGGGGAGGGCAGAGGGGGAUGAGGAGGAGGAGGUUGGGGAAGGGGAGCAGAAGGAGGGUGGGAGAGAAGGAAAGGUAAUAUCUGCUGCGGAAUUAGUAAAAGUGGUGUUGUGGGAUUUGUGCUUCCUGGACCUCCUUCCCGAGCCUAAACACACAGGCUCGGAUUCACACAAUUCAGAAAAGACGGAGGGCACCGGUGGAAAGACCCAAGGGGAGAGGGGCGGGGUGGCAGCAGGUGAGAGUAAAGGCGGGAGUGCUUGGCUGGGAGCGGUGGUGGCGUGUGUGGGAGAGACUGUGAGACAGAUAGUGCAGGUGGAGAGGGGGAAGGGGUGGAAGGGGGGCGGAGAGGAGAAGGAAAGGCAGGGAAGUGGCGAGGCGCAGAGGGGGUCUGUUCUGGACGGCUUCUGGUCGUGUGUGGUGGAUGCCGUGCUCUCUGCUGUUCAUGGCCCCCCUGCUGCUGCUGCUGCUACUGCUGCGCCCCCUCCUGUUGAUGCUGCCAAGAAUGAGAGCACGGGGGAGGGUGAAGUGGUGCUGCUGAGGAGAGCGCUGGCAGGGAGCGCUGCUGCUGAUGGCGGUCGCAGCACAGGCAUGGGCACAGGCGAGGGCAGCACAGUGCAGGCAGUGCUGUCGCUGCUGCAGCAGCUGAAGCCCACAGCAGCAGGCAGUGUGAGGGGCAGUGACAAGCGUAGCGAGUGGGUGGUGCCCUCAGUGGUGUCACCCCUCAUGCACCGACUGCUGCCUCUCGCGCUCGCGCUUUCCCCCCCUUCCUCUCCCCUCCCGUCCUCUCCCCCCUCAUUUUCCCCCGCCCACAUGGAAGCUGCAGCAGCCAUGGCAGCAGCGCUGGUGGACAUGUUUGGAGCACCAGCCAUCCUUUGCCAGCUGGUGGCUGAUGAUUGGACGGGCGGCGCAGGUGCCGCGGAAAGCAGUGGCAGUGGUGGUGGGCACAAGACCCCCCUGCAGCUGCAGCUGCUGGACUUGCUGUUGCCGGAGGUGGAGGUGGCGGCAGGAGUGGGUGCGAGUGGCGGUGCGGAUGGGAGGGCGGGCAGUGCUGUGUUUGUGCUGCACCAGGCCGAGCACGAGACACAGGCGGCAGAGGCAGUGGCAGCAGGUGGGGGUCAGAGGGGAGGUCUUUCCUCCCUCAACAUGCCCGCUUGCCUCCUCGCUGGACUUCUCUCCUCGCUCUCCGCCCCCACCUCUCCCCUCACCCCCACGGCCAGCACCGCUCUUGACCGCUUGGCCAUGCACGUGGCUGCAUCCACGCCGCUGCUGCUCCUCCCCUCCUCCCAGUGGCUCCUCCGAACGCUCCUCUCUGCGCCUCGUGCUGCUCCCACGUCCAUCCCUCUCCCCUCCUCGCAUUCCUGGCUGUCCCCCUCCUGCCUUGCCUCGGUCUACGCCUCUCUGCACUCGCACCUGCUCUCCUCCCUCCUCCUGCUCUCCUCCUCUCCCUCCCUCCAAACUCUCAGUUUCAUGCUGCAGCCGCUGCUGCUGCUGCUGAGGCGAGAGGGAGGUGCAGGGGCCGAGGGGAUGGAGGCAGGAGCAUCGGAAACAGCAGACUCAGGAGGAGGAGGUGAGGGGGAUGCCACGUCAGCACAGGCUGAGCUGGCAGCGUGCCUGGACGUCCUGGAGCCCCUAUGGUCCGCCUCCCACGCGUCUGCCAGCAGCACAGGCUCUGCUGAGCUGUCGCGUGGUGAUUGGCUGGUGGUGGCAGCUGCGUGCUCGUCUUACGUUGUAAGCUGGUGCCUGGGAGGGGCCCUGCUUGCUGCAGCCAACCAAUGGGUCUCGCUCCUCUCACACCCUGCUGCCACCAGUCACACCGCCAUCACUGAUUUCACUACCACCACUCACACUACCCAUGCUUCAUCAGCCACCCUCACAGCCCCUACGCCAGUGGUUACCCUCUGUGCACGCCUGCUCACUCGCUCUCUUGCCACUGCUGCUACGUCUCCUCUCUCCCACUGCCGCCCACACCUCUGUGCGCGCUGGGCGGCGGAUCUUGUCCGUUUCUUCCAGCUGCAAGCCAGGAAGGAGGGGGCGGAGAGGCAUGUGAUUGGGUGGAUUCUAGCCGACCUCGAGAUAAUGGGCGGAGGUGAACACAGGUGGCCUCGAUUUGUGGGUUGCGUCACUGACUCUUCUGGCACGGCUGGUUCCCGUGAGAGUGAUACGACAGGGUACAGUCACAUAGACAGCAUCAUCAACGCACUGCCGCCCCCUCCUCGUCCCUCCUCCACAAUCUCCCAACCCCCCUCACAUCUCCACCUCUCCUCCCGCCUCCUCCAUUUCCUCUCUCACCUCACUCAAAUCCUCGGCCCGUCUGCCGUCUUCUUCUGCCCAGCGGGCAGCGGGCGGGCGGCACUGGCGGUUGAAAUGAUGUGCGCGUGGCAGGAGGAGCACUCCCUGCGCCACCACCAUCACUCCACCAUCACGCCACGUGGCAGCCUCUCAUUGGCCGAGGGUGACGGCCUCGGGAUUGGGCCGGCAGUGGUGGUGGAGCUGUUGGUGCGAGGGGCACGGCAGGUGGGGGAAAAGGAAGAGGUAGAAGGAAGUGUGGAGGGAGGGGCAGCAGAGGGAGCAGGAGUGGGAGGAACAGUAGAGGGCAGAGCGGAGGGAAGGCUUGUGAGCGAGGUGGUGAGUGUGUUGGUGCAAGUGGCGUCCCAGGGUAUUGACCCACCUCGUGCCAGUGCUACCGCUGCCACUCCCACACAUGCUUCCUUUGCCCUGAAGGCACUCUGCGGGCUUCUCAGAAGGUUCCUUGCAGCAGGGGCGUGGGGUCCACAGCAGGCGUGGCGGGUGGUGCGGCAGCAGCUGGCCGCGCUGAAGGCGGAGAGGGAGGGCCGUGGCAGCUCCUCCCAUGGGCAUGCUGUGGCGGUGGGAGGGCGAGGGAGAGUGCGCGUGGUGGCAGAGGUGGUGGGGAUACUCAUGCCUGUGGUGCGGUGGGGCGGGCAGGCAGGGGGGCAAGGGGAGGCAGCAGGGGGGUGUGCAGCAGUGGAUGGGGAAGGAAGGUGGAGAGGGACGUUGGAGCGGCAAGUGGAGGAGGAGGUGGUGUGGUGGGUGCAGCGAGCCAAUGAGGCGCUGCCACUUGUCGCGUGUGUGGAGCAGCAGAGUGCAGAGGCAAGAGACUCGCUGGCGCUGCAUGCCCUCGCCCUGGCGCUCUUCCCCAUGCCACCAUCAUCUGCUCCCUCCUCCUCCCCUCUCCAAGCCCACUCGCCCGCCACCACCACCAGCAGCCCCUCCCAGCGCGCGGCCCUGCUGGCCCUGCUGCACCUGCAGACCUCCCGCCACGCCACCGCUGCCAUCGCUGCCGCUGCCGCCUCUGCCCGCCUCGUUGCUGCCGCCGCAGCUGCUGGCGAUGCAGGCAGCGUGGGGCCGGGGGGGACGAGUGCAGAGAGCAGUGGUACGAUGAGGGGCGCCGGGGGUGUGAGUGCGGACGUGGGAGAGGGGGACGAGGUGGAUGAUUUAGACGAGCUUGAUGAGUUGGAUGAGCUGGAUGAGGAUGGCGGCGGUGCUCCAGGUGGCAGUGAUGACGUGGCACUUGACGAGCUUGAUGAGCUGGACGAGGAGGAGGAGAAGCAGAGCGGUGGGGGGGAUGGAAGGGCGGCGCAGGUCCAGGGCAGUGCCACUGGUGCAGCCAGUAACAGGGCGGCAUUGCAACAGCAGCAGCAGGUCGAGGAAGCAUGGGAGAGCACACAGGAGAGCCGGGAGGAGUGGGUGGCGCAGGUGGAUCGCUGCCUCCUCGCCCUCACCAGCUCAGCAGUGGCGUACAGCUGGCAGGAGAUGGCCGAAGCUGACGUGGCGUUUGUGGGUGGCAGGCUGCGGCGGGCACUUGCUGCAGCAGCCAUGGCGUUUGAAGAGAUGGUGGAGGCGAUGGGGGAGGGGAUGGGGGAGGAAGGGGAUGGGGUUAGGAGACGAUUGGAGGCAAUGCCAUUGGACGUGGCAGGUGGUGCCCUCUCACUGCUCUCCAUGCUGCUCGCCCUCCACUCCCACGCCUCUGCUGCCCCCACUGCCACCACCACUGCCAGCAGCAGCAUCUUCCCGCUGUGGGCGUCAGCCUCUGCGUCUGCAUCCCCGUCCACGCUGUGGGCAUCGGAGGCGAGUGCAGCAGUGGUACGGCAGGGCUCGGAGCAUGCCCUGCGCAUCUUCCUUGCCACGGGGCUCGCAGAGGCGACCCUCCCUCACACCACCGCUGCCACCACCGCUGCCGCCAGUGCUGCCAGCAGUGCAGUCAGCAGCGCUGCCACCAGUGCCGCCACCAGUGGUGCCACCAGUGCUCAGAGCAGCCAGCCAAUGACAGCCUGGCGCCUGCAGCAUCCACUCUUCUUCCGCCAGCUGUCGCGCGCAGUGCUCGCUGCCCCUCCCAGGGCGGUGGAAGCAGCGGUGCGGGCGGCGGAGAUCUGGGGGGCGGGGCGAGGGCCAAUCGCAGGGCUGUACGCACUCAUGUGUGGCCCAUCGCCAGGUGGCAGCGUGCGAUUGGCUGCUUUCUGGUGUCUGUCCAGGGAGCAGGUGUUGCCUGCUGCCGUGGGGGCAGGGGUGGUGAAGGGCGGAGGAGAAGGGGAGACUCAUGGAGAGCCAGUUGGUGACGGUGUCAGACCUGAGCUGGCACAGAUCUUGCAGCCGGCCAAUCGGAAGGAGCUGUUGACGUCAGCCCUGACAUCACCACAGCGUGUGCGGUUCUUCCUGGCAGCAUGCCUUGUGCUGCACCGCAUGCAAUCCCUCCCCGCCUCACCCCCAUCCCCACCGUCCUCCACCGCAGCCCCCUCUGCAGCAUCCCCAUCCUCCCCUCGCAACCGCCUCGUCUCUUUCAUUCAAGCCACUCCCACUCUCACUCUUCUCCUCGACCUCGUUGCUCAAAACCUCCUCCUCGCCCCAUCCCCCUCACACUCCUCCGCCUCUGCCCGUCGCCUCAUCCAUCUCAACCCCUCAGGACCCCUUCCCCCGGCCAUAGCCCAAGCCGGGGACUUCGCCACACGGGCAGUUGCCCAGGCCUCGCCUUUGGAUGUGGCGCUGGAAGUUUUAACCCUGCCCGGGACAGGCAAAUUAUCGGUGCCACGCAUGCGCAGCCUGGCAGCAGCGGUGUUUGGGGCGGCGCUGCGGGUGGUGCCAGGGGGGGUGAGGCGGUGGUAUGCGGAUGUGAGGGAGAAGGGAGUGCGGCGGGGCAUGGACAUAUUCACCGCCCGAUACUGCAGCGCCCACAUGAUCGCCCUCGAACUCGCCCAAGCGCAGAAGGCGGGUGGCAGCAAGGAGGACCUGACGGUGCGCACACGGCGGUCGGCGCGCGAGGUGUGGGCGGCGUACUGCAAGGACGAGGCCAGGCUGGAGCUCGUCAUCAAGCUGCCCGAAAGCUACCCGCUGCGAGGGGCAGCUGUCGAAAGUUCCAAAGGGGCAGGCGUGAAAGAGGCUGAGAUGCGCAAGUGGCUGCUGGCAGCUAACUCGUUCCUGCUGCUGGGAGGGGGUUCGGUGGCAGAUGCGGUGGUGCAGUGGUGCGAGUGUGCGGAGAAGAAGUUUGAAGGGGUGGAGGAUUGCCCUAUUUGCUACAGUGUCAUUCACUCGUCCAAUGGCAGCCUGCCACGUCUGCAGUGCCGCACGUGCAAGCACAAGUUCCAUCCAGAGUGUCUGUACCAGUGGUUCCAGUCCUCCCACAAGUCCACCUGCCCGCUCUGCCAGACAUCCUUUUAG